This is a messenger RNA of Didymosphaeria variabile, 918 nucleotides long. RefSeq lists its product as uncharacterized. Lineage: Eukaryota; Fungi; Ascomycota; Dothideomycetes; Pleosporales; Didymosphaeriaceae. The record is from RefSeq and is a predicted model, not a curated record. The transcript is spliced from 2 exons. The coding region runs from base 1 to 918 and encodes 305 amino acids.
AUGAUUUUCCUGCGCUUCUUCAAAGCCUACUGGUACCAGAUCUUCAUCCAACCGACGCCUAUCCCCCCACACGCCCUCUUCCAACCCGUAAUAACGCAAACCCACGCACCCCUCCUCGAAAUAGAUUUCAACAUGCACAAAUCGAACUCGACGUACUUCGCAGACAUGGACAUUUCGCGCACCCACCUUUUCACGAGCAUUGUGCGCAACGGCAUUCGCAAAGUCUCGGCGGGGGGGUUCCAUAUGCCCAGGGCGAGCAAUAAGAGUGCGACCGUAGCAUCCGCGACCGCGGGACUGGGCGCAACAGAAGGCAGUGUCGGGACAGGAGGAAACGCAAAAUACAUGAUCGCGCUGGGCGGCGUGCAGUGCAACUUCAAAAAGGAGAUCCUUCCCUAUCAGAAAUUCGAAAUGUGGACACGCCUGCUGAGCUGGGAUCGGAAGUGGUUCUAUCUUGUCACACACUUGGUUCGCCCGGGCGUAGGGAAGCCCGCGAGCUUUAGCUUGCAGCCGUGGCGCAAGAGCAAGCGCGUGCAGGGCGAGGAGGUGGAUCCGGAGAAGUUGACGGGCGCGGUUUUCGCGACGGCGAUUGCGCGGUAUGUGAUUAAGCGAGGACGGUUGACGAUUCCGCCCGAGAAGGCGCUGUUCGACGCGGAUAUGGUGCCGGAGAAGCCGGAGGGGUGGGUGUAUAAGGGCGACGAUGAAGCCGAACUCAACGGAAAAGUCAAUGGGAAUGUAGAGGGUGUGCUGCCGGAGAAGGGCACCGUGGAGUGGAACUGGGAUGUUAUCGAGAGGGAAAGAAGGAGAGGUUUGCGGUUUGCGGAGGCAUAUUCAGAGCUAGACGGGUUGCAUGAUGUUUGGGAUGGGGGAAAAGAGGGGGUGUUGGGAGAGUUUGCGGAUUUAUCGCUAUUGUAUCGGUGA